Lentinula edodes (shiitake mushroom) is the source of this 669-nucleotide messenger RNA. RefSeq names its product putative methylase. The record is from RefSeq and is a predicted model, not a curated record. The transcript has 7 exons. Lineage: Eukaryota; Fungi; Basidiomycota; Agaricomycetes; Agaricales; Omphalotaceae. The coding region runs from base 1 to 669 and encodes 222 amino acids. Gene Ontology annotation, molecular function: protein methyltransferase activity; S-adenosylmethionine-dependent methyltransferase activity. Gene Ontology annotation, cellular component: eRF1 methyltransferase complex.
AUGAUUCCAACACCAGAUCUUUCACAUUUAUCUGCUCAAGACUAUGAACAUGUAUAUGAACCAGCAGAGGAUACGUUUUUGCUGCUGGAUGCAUUAGAAGCAGAUGCUGAAGAAUUGAGAUCCUUGAAAGCGGUCGUAUUCCUUGAAGUCGGAUCAGGUUCAGGUUGUGUAUCAGCCUUUGCUGGGAAAAUCCUUGGGCCUUCUGCGCUAUAUUUAGCUACAGAUAUCAACCAUAGGGCAUGCGAUUGUACGCGAAGAACUGGAUCACAAAACAAGGUUGCUGUGCAUACGAUAAACACCUCCCUUACAACCGGUCUCCAUCAGCGCCUCAAAAACUCUGUAGAUAUAAUCUGCUUCAAUCCUCCAUACGUUCCUACAAUGUCGACGGAGGCAUCAGAAGCUCAGGAUCUACGGGGGAUUGAAGGAUCAUGGGCUGGUGGGUCGGACGGAAUGCAGGUUACAAAUACCUUCCUGGAAGUAGUUCAUGAACUGAUGUCUCCGACUGGUCGAUUCUAUCUUGUAGCUGUCAAAGAAAACAAUAUACCCAAGAUACAAAGUCGAAUGGAGAACUUGUACCAACUGAGAAGCAAGAUCAUUCUAACCCGAAGAGCGGGUAGGGAGCACCUCUCCAUAGUGCGCUUUGAACAUACCACGGCUCCAACACUAUGA